Molecule: messenger RNA, 3569 nt
Organism: Cuscuta campestris
Lineage: Eukaryota; Viridiplantae; Streptophyta; Magnoliopsida; Solanales; Convolvulaceae
Source: the annotation of a GenBank genome assembly
GUCUUCUUCUUGCAGACCGCAGACCUUCGGUCCACUAUUUCUCCUGCAGAUGUCUACAGUAGUGGUCCGCAGAUUGCAGACCUUUUCCUGCAGAAAAAACAAACACCCCCUAUGUCUGCGAAAGCUGCUGCAGAAGAGUGGUUGAAGUUGAUAUAAUUGUUAUGUGCAGUCUGUGUAUGGAAUUGUAAGAUUAGGACUUUUUUCUUCUUCUUCUGGAGGUGUUUGCGAAGACGAUGAGUUGCGCGAUCUCUUCGUAGAUUUAUGAUAUGGAAUUGAAGUGUUAUUGAGCGGAGGCUCCGGGAUCGGAGAAGUUAAGCAUGGUGGGAGCAGAGCACCACUGCGGUGGUGCUACCUAUUUGCAGAAAUUCCAACUCUAUGAGACUCGCUCGGUAUAUGUUCCGCUUUUGAUAUUGAGAUGUACUCGGUAUCAUGUGUAUGCAAUUGCUUGAGUGUUUUGAAGUUUGAUAUUCCUUCCUUACGGAUCUUUAGCUGUUCUCUUAUGCAUAGUUUUGGAGUUUGAACUAGGAGAUUCCGAGCAGCAUGAUCAUGCUUGUUAUUGACGGAUGAGUGUUUGCUUUUAUGUUAGUCGUCCUAAAACUGGAAUUUUAGGAUUGACUUGUAAUUGUGGCGCUUGGUCAACUGGUUAAUUCUUGUGUAUUUGAAUGUGUGGGAUCUAAGUUCUGAUCUAGGGUGUAUUCCAAUGACAUGCGUUUUCAGGAUCUUGAGCUUUUGGUCUUUACUACUCCCUUGUCUGGUUAUAGUAUGUUUAAAAACUUCAUUUAGUUAAUGCCGCGACCAUUUCAACGAAUGCUAGUUAUGGUUGGAGUAUUGCUUUCAAUUCCAGUACACAGAGAAUAACUGUGAGUCCUUGUUUUUUAAUAGAACUUUUAUAUGAUUGGGCGGGAUAAGGCCAGAACAUGCUGGCGACUCUUAAAGAUUGACAGAUUAGAGCCAUCCGAGCUAAAUAUUCAUGAAGAUUCCACAACAUAUUCCGAAGUUGAAUGCUAUGAGCUCAUGAAAAGAAUACACGAAGGAAACAAGGCAACUGGCGGACUUAAAUUUCUUACCACUUGCUACGGAAUUAUUGGUUUUGUAAAAUUUUUGGGACCUUAUUACAUGCUGCUUAUCACAAAAAGAAGGAAGAUUGGCUCUAUAUGUGGUCAUGCCGUGUAUUCCAUUACAAAAAGCGAGAUGAUCCCGAUUCCCACUUCUACUGUGCUAUCCAAUAUGGCUUUUUCUAGAAAUGAGAACAGGUACAAGAAACUUUUACGUACAGUGGAUCUCACAAAGGACUUCUUUUUCAGCUAUUCAUAUCUUAUUAUGCUUAGCCUUCAGAAAAAUUUGAGCAAUCAUGAGUCAGGACUUAUCCUCUAUGAAACAAUGUUCGUAUGGAAUGAGUUUCUGACUCGUGGGAUCCGCAAUCAACUCAAAAAUACUAUGUGGACUGUGGCAUUAGUUUAUGGAUUCUUUAAAGAGGUCAAUCUUCCAAUUUGUGAGAAGGAUUUCAAGUUGAUCCUUAUUGCAAGACGAUCCCGUCACUAUGCUGGAACUAGAUAUUUGAAGAGAGGUGUAAAUGAGAAGGGUCGGGUGGCCAAUGAUGUGGAGACUGAACAAAUCGUGGUUGAAAAUGUUCCUGAAGGGUGUCCAUUACAAAUUAGCUCUGUUGUGCAGAACCGUGGUUCUAUACCUCUUUUCUGGUCACAGGAAACUUCUAGACUGAAUAUUAAGCCUGAUAUUAUAUUGUCAAGGAAGGACCCUCGGUAUGAGGCCACUCAGCUUCACUUUGAGAACCUUGUCAAGAGAUAUGGGAAUCCAAUUAUCAUAUUGAAUCUUAUUAAGACCCGUGAGAAGAAGCCCAGGGAAUCAAUUUUGCGUGCAGAAUUUGCUAAUGCUAUUGAUUGCAUCAAUAAAAAGCUCUCUGAGGAAAACCACUUGAAGUUUCUUCACUGGGACCUAAAUAAAUUCACAAAAAAUAAAGCUACAAAUGUGUUGAUGGCUUUAGGAAAAGUGGCUGCUAAUGCAUUGGAAUUAACUGGGUUCUUCUAUUGUCAUGUUAGUCCAUCUUCAAGGACAGCAGAAUUGCUAAAUUUCCCGUGUGCUAGGAAUUACGAUUUGGAUGGAAUUCAAUCUACCAAGUGCCCAACCUUCCAAAGAGGGGUCCUAAGAACAAACUGCAUUGAUUGUCUAGAUCGUACUAAUGUUGCUCAAUUUGUAUAUGGGCUCGUUGCUAUGGGCCAUCAGCUGCAUGCUUUGGGCCUUAUAGGUGUGGAGAACAUAGAUUUGGAUUCUCCUUUGGCUGAUUCUUUAAUGAAGAUAUAUGAAGCAAUGGGUGACACUCUUGCGCUACAAUAUGGAGGGUCAGCUGCACACAACAAGAUAUUUUCUGAAAGAAGGGGUCAAUGGAAAGCAGCGACACAGUCACAAGAGUUUUUUAGAACGCUUCAGCGGUACUACAGCAAUGCUUAUAUGGAUGCUGAGAAACAAGAUGCCAUUAACGUGUUCUUGGGGCAUUUCCAGCCACAGGAGGGUAAACCAGCAUUAUGGGAAUUAGACUCUGAUCAGCAUUAUAAUGUUGGAAAGCACGGUGUAUCUAUUCACAACAUCAGGUCAAGAAUCAAACGGUCGUUCUCAGAUGGAAAUAUUAUCUGUCCAAGUGACUUACCUGCGGAAGAUGCUGAGGUUGAACACAGAGAAGACUGCAAGCCUUCAAUUCCCGGUACAAAGGAGGUCAAUAAUAAUGGAGUGCCAGAGUCUACACCAGAAAUCUCAACUAGUGAAAGCACUAUGUCAUUUUCCAGGUAUACCCCCACUAUGUCUGGCAAGGUGCUUUUCAUGGAAACACAAGAUGAGCAGUCACUUGAGCGCACAGAUUCCAACUUCUCAAAUUUUUUAGAUGUUGAGUGGCUUUCUUCGUCUGGGAAUUCAUGUGAAGAAGAGACAUAUGAGAGAUCGUUAGUCAUAGGUUCCCCAUCGAGUGGCCGAUCGUCAGAUGGCGUGGCAUGUGUUUCCAAAGCAGAAACAUGCCUUUCAGCUUAUGAUUCUGGGUUCAAUCUUAAGACGAACGGAGAUUUCAUCAACUACGACGCGGCUCAAGAAAACCUAAGACUGGGUGAAUUUUCUGAUAAAUUUGUGCACUGGGUCACGUUUGGAGACAUGCUUUUCCAUUGAAGUUGGAAAUUGGGAGGGGUUUCCCACACAGGUUUGCAUUGCCCAUAUAAUGUUGUAAUCCCAUAACAUAUACAUGUCGACCCAUCCGAAGGAUGCGGUUUGGUCACACAAUAAAACUUACCGGCUAUCAGGAUUAGGAAAAACGAAAAGAAAAAAAAAAGAAAAGGUGAGAAAUAAUAUUAUGAGAUUUUGGGUUUAGUCAGAUAGGACAAAGGAAAUACACCAUUGUAAAUAUCCUUUCAUAUUCUUUCUGGGGCUCUGCACCAGUGUUGGAUGAUAAUUGUUUGAACGUUACCAAAAAACAUGUAUAUAUCCAAAGAUUUUUUUUCUACAUUAGUCUCCCUUAUUCACUUCCACGAAUGUUUUUUCCUCCGGGGUGCAAGUAAAUAUAGUCAACCUAU